AUGGCAGGUGGAGAAAUUCAUGAAGACUACCCAGUAGAAGUUCAUGAGAAUUUAUCAACAUUUGAUGAUUCCAUUGGUGCUGUGAAUGAUAUGCUAAAGACAAUGAUGUCUGUUUCUAGAAAUGAGUUGCUGAAGAAGUUGGACCCACUUGAACAAGCAAAAGUGGAUUUAGUUUCUGCUUACACAUUAAAUUCAGUGUUUUGCGUUUAUUUGGCUACUCUGGGAGUUAAUCCUAUAAAGUAGGAAUUGGAAAGAAUCAGAGUAUACAUGGACAGAAUCCAGGAGACAGCAGACAAGAAGGCUGGCAAGCUGGGUAAAGGUGCGGCUUCAAGAUUUGUGAAAAAUGCACUCUGGGAACCAAAACCCAAAAAUGCAUCAAAAGUUUCCAAUAAAAGAAAAAGUAAAAAUUAA
Messenger RNA from Sorex araneus (European shrew), 411 nucleotides. Its product is annotated as nuclear nucleic acid-binding protein C1D-like. The record is from RefSeq and is a predicted model, not a curated record. Gene Ontology annotation, cellular component: exosome (RNase complex); nucleolus. Gene Ontology annotation, molecular function: RNA binding; DNA binding. NCBI's taxonomy places the organism in Eukaryota, Metazoa, Chordata, Mammalia, Eulipotyphla, Soricidae. Gene Ontology annotation, biological process: regulation of gene expression; maturation of 5.8S rRNA.